This is a messenger RNA of Symphalangus syndactylus (siamang), 1762 nucleotides long. It is a transcript of the gene HM13, whose product is annotated as histocompatibility minor 13. Gene Ontology annotation, molecular function: aspartic endopeptidase activity, intramembrane cleaving. Gene Ontology annotation, biological process: membrane protein proteolysis. NCBI's taxonomy places the organism in Eukaryota, Metazoa, Chordata, Mammalia, Primates, Hylobatidae. The record is from RefSeq and is a predicted model, not a curated record. Gene Ontology annotation, cellular component: cytoplasmic side of endoplasmic reticulum membrane; membrane; lumenal side of endoplasmic reticulum membrane.
GAGCGUGCGCGGCGCGGGCUUGGGAGGGAGACGUCACUUCCUGUUGCCUUAGGGGAACGUGGCUUUCCCUGCAGAGCCGGUGUCUCCGUCCGCGUCCCUGCUGCAGCAACCGGAGCUGGAGUCGGAUCCCGAACGCACCCUCGCCAUGGACUCGGCCCUCAGCGAUCCGCAUAACGGCAGCGCCGAGGCAGGCGGCCCCACCAACAGCACUACGCGGCCGCCUUCCACGCCCGAGGGCAUCGCGCUGGCCUACGGCAGCCUCCUGCUCAUGGCGCUGCUGCCCAUCUUCUUCGGCGCCCUGCGCUCCGUACGCUGCGCCCGCGGCAAGAAUGCUUCGGACAUGCCUGAAACGAUCACCAGCCGGGAUGCUGCCCGCUUCCCCAUCAUCGCCAGCUGCACACUCUUGGGGCUCUACCUCUUUUUCAAAAUAUUCUCCCAGGAGUACAUCAACCUCCUGCUGUCCAUGUAUUUCUUCGUGCUGGGAAUCCUGGCCCUGUCCCACACCAUCAGCCCCUUCAUGAAUAAGUUUUUUCCAGCCAGCUUUCCAAAUCGACAGUACCAGCUGCUCUUCACACAGGGUUCUGGGGAAAACAAGGAAGAGAUCAUCAAUUAUGAAUUUGACACCAAGGACCUGGUGUGCCUGGGCCUGAGCAGCAUCGUUGGCGUCUGGUACCUGCUGAGGAAGCAUUGGAUUGCCAACAACCUUUUUGGCCUGGCCUUCUCCCUUAACGGAGUAGAGCUCCUGCACCUCAACAAUGUGAGCACUGGCUGCAUCCUGCUGGGUGGACUCUUCAUCUACGAUGUCUUCUGGGUAUUUGGCACCAAUGUGAUGGUGACAGUGGCCAAGUCCUUCGAGGCGCCAAUAAAAUUGGUGUUUCCCCAGGAUCUGCUGGAGAAAGGCCUCGAAGCAAACAACUUUGCCAUGCUGGGACUUGGAGAUGUUGUCAUUCCAGGGAUCUUCAUUGCCUUGCUGCUGCGCUUUGACAUCAGCUUGAAGAAGAAUACCCACACCUACUUCUACACCAGCUUUGCAGCCUACAUCUUUGGCCUGGGCCUUACCAUCUUCAUCAUGCACAUCUUCAAGCAUGCUCAGCCUGCCCUCCUAUACCUGGUCCCCGCCUGCAUCGGUUUUCCUGUCCUGGUGGCGCUGGCCAAGGGAGAAGUGACAGAGAUGUUCAGCUACGAGUCCUCGGCGGAAAUCCUGCCUCAUACCCCGAGGCUCACCCACUUCCCCACAGUCUCGGGCUCCCCAGCCAGCCUGGCCGACUCCAUGCAGCAGAAGCUAGCUGGCCCUCGCCGCCGGCGCCCGCAGAAUCCCAGCGCCAUUUAUGAGGAGUCAAAUCCUAAGGAUCCAGUGGCAGUGACAGAAUCCAAAGAGGGAACAGAGGCAUCAGCAUCGAAGGGGCUGGAGAAGAAAGAGAAGUGAUGCGGCUGCUGCCCGAGCCCUCAGGGCCAGACCAGACAGACGGGGGCUGGGCCCACACAGGCGUGCACGGGCAGAGGGCGCAGGAGGCCGAGGGCAGCUCCAGGACAGGGCAGGGGGCAGCAGGAUACCUCUAGCCAGGCCUCUGUGGCCUCGUUUCCCUAUCCCUUUCUUGGCCCUCCUCUGCUCCUCCCCACACCCUGCAGGCAAAAGAAACCUCCAGCUUCCCCCCUCCCCGGGAGCCAGGUGGAAAAAGUGGGUGUGAUUUUUAGAUUUUGUAUUGUGGACUGAUUUUGCCUCACAUUAAAAACUCAUCCCAUGGCCAGGGCGGGCCACUGU